Messenger RNA from Aureobasidium subglaciale EXF-2481, 1030 nucleotides. RefSeq lists its product as uncharacterized. Lineage: Eukaryota; Fungi; Ascomycota; Dothideomycetes; Dothideales; Saccotheciaceae. The transcript has 4 exons. The coding region runs from base 213 to 959 and encodes 248 amino acids. The record is from RefSeq and is a predicted model, not a curated record.
CGGGAGCAGAGGGCCAAAACGGCGAGGGAAUCAAUGGGUCUACGCGAUUUCGUGACGUUCCAUUGGAAGGCCGAACCUGAUGAGCCUGGCUCGACGUUGGCGGAUGUUAACAAAAAGGGUCUUCGAGGCGGUACUACCACGUACGAUAAUGAUGAGAAGAGCAUGAAUUUGAAGACUGGUGCUGAUACUAUAUUACCAGGCAUGCAUGUGACAUGACACUCGACAUUGACCUCAAAUACAUCAUCUGUAACCCGAUGAAUGCAUUUAAUGCCUCAUACUACAACCCAGAUGCUUCGGAUCAAUCGGCAUCUCUGCGCACACAACUCCAUCUGGCCACGGUACUGGUCCAUGAAUUGACGCACGCUUGGUUUGAAAACGUCACGUCAGAGCACGGACAGAUAUAUGUAUUUCGUAACGACGACAGAAUCGGAGAAGAAGGAUAUGCAGUGGAGACAGUCAUUAGCAACGGUGUAAUACUGGAUGAACUUGCGGCAAACGUAAGCGUGUACACGAUGCCAUUUGGCAUGUCGGCUAAGCGAUGGCCUGGAAUUCACAAGGAUGGCAGUGGAACCACAAAAGCCACUGCAUCGAAAUAUGGACUGAAGUUCAAUACUGAAUAUGCAGUUCCCAUGACAUACGUACUUCAAUUCUUCCAGUCGUCCUUCUGGGACCAACGCACAAUUCGAUUUGGCUCAGGCGCUCUGAACAACUUUAGAUCUGUUGGCGUGCGAAUGACGGUGGAUGAGGUGUACGAUGAAUCGGAAAGCCCGGCGGUCAAAAAGAAGUACGAUUCGUCCGGUGUUUGGAAAGAUGAGCCCGAGAUUGAUCCUGAUGUCACCUUCCCAGACGAGGAUGAAGGGAUUAUCUACAUAGACAAGAUCUUGGAUCUCCUUGGUCAGCCGAUCAAAGAUGAGAUGGACGAAGACGAUGAAUACGACGAAGACGAGGAGAUGACCUGAUGGAGUUACGUUGUGAAGAGCUGAUAGGUUAGAUGCAAUGAAUAUUGUGUCCGGCUGAUCGACGUGUGCAG